AUGGUUGUGUGUCAGUCGGAUCAAGACCAAUCGAGGGCCAAAUGGACAACGUUUUGCACCAAAAUGUUUGCAGAUUUGCUGGUUGAGCAAAUACGGAAAGGAAAUAGGAGUAGCGGUGCUUUUUCAAAGUUGGCUUGGAAGAUUAUCCGAGAUGAAUUCAAUAGGCAGACUGGUCUCAAGUUUGAUAAACAACAAUUGAAGAACCAUCUCGAUGUUCUGAGGAAGAGAUACAAUUCUGUGAAGGCAAUUCUUGAUCACCCUGGCUUUACUUGGGAUGCUUCUCAGUCUAUGCUCCUAGCUCAGGAUGAUGUAUGGCAAAAGUACAUUGAGGCACAUCCUGAGGCUGACACUGUCAGAAAGAGGGGCUGUGAUAUAUAUGAACAGCUAUGCAUUAUCUUCUCAUCAGACUCCGGAACCAAUGUAAAUCAUGCCUUUAUCGUUUUAGGAACAGCCGUGCAUCAGAUAGAUGAAGACCCGCCCAGGGCCAAGUGGACUGUGCCUCUUGAGAAGAUAUUUGUAGAUUUGAUGCUUCAGCAGGUUUUUCAAGAGAAUAGGUCGAACAAUGCUUUUAGCAACAAAGCUUGGAAGUAUAUACACCAUGAAUUUAAUAGACAAACAAAGUUAAAUUAUGAUAAGCAGCAGUUGAAAAAUCAUCAUGGUGUUUUGAGAAAGUGGUACCACAGUGUAAGGUCACUUCUUAAUCAGGAUGACUUUAGUUGGGACAAGUCUCGAUGCAUGGUAAUUGCUGAGAAUGAUGUGUGGGCAAAAUGCAUCGAGAAGCAUCCUGAAGUUGAGGCAAUAAGAGUCAAAGGAUGUCCGCAUUAUGAACAGUUAGACAGGAUAUUUUCAGAGUCAGGCAGUUCUGGAAAUUAUGCUUUCCCUGAAUCACAGACGGCUGCUUCAAAGAUGGAUAGUCCGCCUAGUGAAGAUCAAUUCAAGCGAGAUCAAUCAAGAGCAAAGUGGUCAGCGCCACUGGAUAAGAUACUUUUAGACUUGUUGAUUGAGCAAACUGGGCAAAAUAAAAUGUCCAACAAGAAAGCAUGGAAACAUAUACGGGAAGAAUUCAAUUACAAAACAGGUUUGCAGUUUGAUGGUGAACAGUUGAGGAAUCACCAAAAUGUUCUUAAAAGGUUGUACAACAACAUAAAGUCGGUUCUUGAUCAUAGUGGUUUUAGUUGGGAUAAUUCUCGAAAUAUGGUAAUGGCUGAUGAUGAAUUGUGGGAAAAGUACACCACGGCACAUCCUGAGGCUGAAACAAUUAGAAAUAAGGAGUGCCCAAUUUUCAAACAGUUAUGCGCAUUAUUUUCAGAGUCAAAAGCUGAAGAGACAUACAUUCUCUCAAGUCAUGAUGUUCCCUCAACAAACAAGAGAGCAGCAGGAGCAGCUGCUGUAGCGCAUAGUGGUGAUCGAUUCUCAAUAUCCAGUUGCAUUGAAGUAUUGAAUGAGAUGGCAGGGGUUGAUGAAGAGCUUUAUCUGGCUGCUUCAGAUUUGUUCCAGGACCCUGACCGGAGGGAAACAUUUAUAUGCAUCAAAAGUGAGAUCAAACUGGCAUGGCUUAAGGCCAAAUGUAAACAUCUUUUGUAG
Molecule: messenger RNA, 1584 nt
Organism: Prunus mume (Japanese apricot)
Lineage: Eukaryota; Viridiplantae; Streptophyta; Magnoliopsida; Rosales; Rosaceae
Source: RefSeq, a predicted model, not a curated record